This is a messenger RNA of Magnusiomyces paraingens, 1197 nucleotides long. RefSeq lists its product as uncharacterized. Gene Ontology annotation, biological process: pyruvate decarboxylation to acetyl-CoA. Lineage: Eukaryota; Fungi; Ascomycota; Dipodascomycetes; Dipodascales; Dipodascaceae. The record is from RefSeq and is a predicted model, not a curated record. Bases 1 to 1197 code for a protein of 398 amino acids. Gene Ontology annotation, molecular function: pyruvate dehydrogenase (acetyl-transferring) activity. Gene Ontology annotation, cellular component: intracellular membrane-bounded organelle. The transcript has 4 exons.
AUGCUUCGCUCCUCCUCUUCUCACCUGCUGAGAGCUGUCCGUUUGGCCCCUCCUGCGGGGCUCCCCAAGUUCCGCACAAUGGCUACUGCUCCUGAAGCUUCAUCUACUGACAUCCACACAAUUGAGCUUCCUGAAAAAACUUAUGCAACCUACAACUUAGAAGCUCCUGAACUUAAUGUUAAGCUAACUACUGAGGAGCUCCUCAAGAUGUACAAAGAUAUGGUCACUGUUAGACGUUUGGAAAUGGCCUCUGAUGCCCUCUACAAAGCCAAGAAGAUCCGUGGUUUCCAUCUUUCAAUUGGUCAGGAAGCCGUUGCUGUUGGCAUUGAACAUGCUAUCACCAAGAAGGACUCCGUAAUCACCUCCUACCGCUGCCACGGUUUCACAUACCUCCGUGGUGCCACCGUCAAGGCUGUUUUGGCCGAACUGCUUGGUCGCCGUGAAGGUGUUUCCUUCGGUAAAGGUGGCUCCAUGCACAUGUAUGCUCACCACUUUUAUGGUGGUAACGGUAUUGUCGGUGCUCAAGUCCCCCUGGGCACUGGUCUUGCCUUUGCUCACAAGUACCUUGGUCAGGAUGCUGCUACCGUGACUCUUUACGGUGAUGGUGCUUCCAACCAAGGUCAGAUCUUUGAAUCUUUCAACAUGGCCAAGCUUUGGAACAUUCCUUGCAUUUACGCUUGCGAAAACAACAAGUAUGGUAUGGGUACGGCUGCCUCGCGUGCCUCUGCCCUCACCAAGUUUUACGAGCGUGGUCAAUACAUCCCCGGUCUAAAGGUCAACGGUAUGGAUGUCAUCGCCGUCUACCAGGCCACCAAGUACGCCAAGGCCUGGACUAGUGCUGGCAAGGGUCCCAUCGUUCUUGAGUUUGAGACUUAUAGAUAUGGUGGUCACUCUAUGUCUGAUCCCGGUACCACUUACCGUACCCGUGAGGAGAUCCAGCACAUGCGUUCCGAAAGCGAUCCCAUUGCGGGUCUCAAGCACCGCCUUAUCAACGAGGGUAUCAUCACUGAGGAAGAACUCAAGAAGAUUGACAAGGAAACCCGUGCUUUUGUUGAGAAGGAAGCUGCUGCCGCUGAGGCAUCUCCUCCACCUGCUGCUGAGCCUAAGAUUCUCUUUGAGGAUGUUUAUGUACCGGGCACCGAAGUCCCCGUUCUCCGUGGUCGUAUUCCGGAGGAGAACUGGUCUUUUCAGAAAUAA